This is a messenger RNA of Ascochyta rabiei, 434 nucleotides long. RefSeq lists its product as uncharacterized. The record is from RefSeq and is a predicted model, not a curated record. Lineage: Eukaryota; Fungi; Ascomycota; Dothideomycetes; Pleosporales; Didymellaceae. The transcript has a single exon. Bases 1 to 357 code for a protein of 118 amino acids.
AUGAGUCUACCAUCCGGAAUAGUACCCUGCAAGUCGCCAUACGAUGGACAAGCCCUCAAGCCCUGCGAGAUUCGCUUACUCACCAUAAUUUGGACGACCUCAAACGAAUUCAAACUCCAGACAGAGUGCCAUACGCUGACUGGUGACCUCGAAUUUGAUGCCAUCUCGUAUGUGUGGGGCACUUCACCUGCAUCUGUGGCCAUUACAUGCAACGAUGCUGUCCUGGCGAUUACUCCGACUGCUUUUGAGAUGCUGGGAUAUUUAUACCUAUUCAAACCGGAGCCAAAACGGCCCAUCUGGAUCGACGCUAUCUGCAUAUAUCUCGAUCGACCCGUAAGCAUAGCCUUCAAAAAGUAAAGGUCAACCCCCAUUGAUAAUUGAGGUCUUUGCUUCUCUAGUACAGUAGUUUAGCCAUACCAAGACAGAUGCAAUGA